AUGGGAGAUCACAUUCAGGAGUUUGGAAAAAUCCUUGACUACAGGGAUGAAUUGUUAAGGACCAAUCUUGGUUCCACUUGUGUAGUUAAACUUGCUGAACCAAAUGCUGAUGGUAGGCCUGUUUUUCAGAGCUUUUAUAUCUGUUUUGAUGCUUUGAAGAAAGCAUUUCAGCACUGUAGAAAAUGUAUUGGUUUAGAUGGUUAUUUUCUGAAAGGGGUUUGUAGAGGACAGUUGUUGGUAGUUGUGUGUAAAGAUGAUAAUAACCAAAUGUUGCCUCUGGCAUGGGCUGUUAUGGAGUAUGAAAACAAGAACACUUGGACAUGGUUUAUCAGAAUUUUGAAGGAAGAUUUGGCACUUGGAGAUGGGACAGCUUUAACAUUGAUAACAGAUAUGCAGAAGGGACUGUUUGUUGCUAUUCAAGAUCUUAUACCUGCUGUUUUACACAAAAAGUGUGCUAGGCACAUCUUGGCUAACUUCAGCAAAGACUGGAGAGGGCUACAAAGAAGACAGCAGUUUUGGAGGGUUGCCAAAAGCACCUUUGAGUCUCAACUAAGGAGAAAUAUUGAGCUGAUGAAGUUGCUUGGUCCAAAGAAAAUGAUGGACAAACUGAUGUAUUACAACAUAGAUUAUUGGUGUAAGGUUUACUUCAAUACUAAUAUAAAAGUAGAUUUUGUAGAUAAUAAUAUGGCUGAGUGUUUUAAUGCUUGGAUAUUGGCUGCCAGGCACAAAACUAUAAUAACAAUACUUGAGGAGAUUAGGGUGAAAAUGAUGACAAAGAUUAGAACAUUGAGGGAGUUUAUAAACACUUGGAGAUGUAACUACUCUCCAAUGUGUACGAAGGUGUUAGAGGAAAAUGUUACUAGAUCAAUACAAUGUAACAUUGAGUUUAAUGGAGUUGCUGGUUUUGAAAUUAGGGAAGGACUAUGUCAACACACAAUGGAUAUUUCUAGAAGGCAGUGUAGUUGUAGGGUAUGGUAUGAUCCACUUGGCUACAUUGACCAUUGCUACAACAAAGAGUCUUACAUAAGAACAUAUGAGCAUGCUCUUCAACCAGUCACAAAUAUGGAAAUGUGGCGUGUCUCUACCCACCCUAGUGUGGCUACACCAGAGAUAAAAAGCAUGCUUGGUAAGCCUCAAAAGGCUAGAAGGAAGGAGGCAGGUGAAAUUCCAAAUUCUGGGAAGAGGCCAAGAACUGGAAUGGCCAUGACUUGUAGCAACUGCCAUAAUAGAGGCCACAACAAGAGAGAGUAUCCAAAAAAAAACUCAGCGGCAUGGACAGAACCAACAAGUUCUAGCAGGGGAAGGGCCAACACAUCACAACCACCAUCUUCAAGCAAGGUCAUGGGGAGACCAAAGAAACCACCAACAAAACUAGUACCUGUUGAAAAGAGGCCAAGAAGAAGACCUAGGAAAACUGCCCAAGCAGUAGGAAAUAGUCCUGCACCAGCUGAAGUUCAUGUUUCAUGUUCUGCACCUGCAGCAACUAGUGCACAACCCACUGCUAAAAGAGGAAGAUGA
Messenger RNA from Lycium barbarum (goji berry), 1518 nucleotides. RefSeq lists its product as uncharacterized. The transcript is spliced from 5 exons. Lineage: Eukaryota; Viridiplantae; Streptophyta; Magnoliopsida; Solanales; Solanaceae. The record is from RefSeq and is a predicted model, not a curated record. Bases 1 to 1518 code for a protein of 505 amino acids.